Haliotis rufescens (red abalone) is the source of this 1563-nucleotide messenger RNA. Its product is annotated as neuropeptide S receptor-like. The coding region runs from base 167 to 1402 and encodes 411 amino acids. Gene Ontology annotation, cellular component: membrane. NCBI's taxonomy places the organism in Eukaryota, Metazoa, Mollusca, Gastropoda, Lepetellida, Haliotidae. The transcript is spliced from 2 exons. Gene Ontology annotation, molecular function: G protein-coupled peptide receptor activity. Gene Ontology annotation, biological process: neuropeptide signaling pathway. The record is from RefSeq and is a predicted model, not a curated record.
UCUGUUCUCACCGUUUUAGUGCAGAAGAUGGGUAAACGUGAUAGUACCAUAUCAUAGGAUGACAUUUAUUCUCCAUGAAACCGGGUCACUAUGACAACAUUCCUCGGGACACUCCGUACUGUUUGCCCUGAGUAUCCCGGAUGGAUAGGUCAAAUGUGGGUUCACCAUGGCAUCUACAACUUCUGGUAAAGAUACAACGUUGGACAAGGCUGAAGAAUACCACACCGAAAUAGCAGUACUUAUGUCGCCUGUCAUUAUCAUCCUGGGGAUUCUGAUGCUGGUUGGAUUCUUCGGAAACAUCCUGGUGAUAUAUAUCUAUGCUGUCAGGCUGAAGAGAAGUACCACGCACCUGUUCAUCAUCGCCUUGGCUGUUGCUGACACUGUUGUGUGCUCUGUGUGUAUUCCAGUAGAAAUCGUUGUAAUCCGCUAUCUCUACUCCUUCGACGUCCCAUGGCUCUGCAGGGUGUUCCGUACGAUUGUCCUGGUCUGUGUGAUUAGUUCAAUAUCUGUUCUUGUAUCCAUAGCCGUGGACAGAUACAAACGGGUAUGCACUCCUUUCAAGUCUCAGAUAUCUUUGAAAACGGCGAAAAUUGCAGUUGGUAUUGGGUGUGUUAUUGCUUUGAUUCUUGCGUCACCCUCCAUGGUUAUUCUAGGCACGAAGACUGUAAACAGAACAGUGGUCGGCUACGCAUGCGCCACGGAUGACAGCAUGAUAAAGACUCCGUUUCCAGCGCUGUUUAAUGGGAUGCAACUUCUCCUAGCCGUGCUUACUAUUUCCACUGUUACUUCCCUCUAUGCCUUGAUCCUGAAGAGAGUCCGCGCACAGAAGAGGUACAGAGAAGGAAUGAGUCCUAAACAUGUUGACAGCAAGGUGUGUUCAACCCACUCUAGUGAUGCGCCAUAUGAGACUGACACGUCAAUCACGUCAACACAAGACAACGCAGUGCAAUCACCACAGGGUAACAUACCAACGAGUGAGGACACUGUGACAUCAUCACGCGACAUCACGGUGACAUUAUCACAGAGUGAGUUACCGUCGGAUGACGAUACGACCUCGUCAAACGACAAGACGACAUCUCCAAUCAACAAAAAUCCAAGACAACAAGAUGCAAAAGUAAACUCUGCUCUGAAGAAGGGGACGCACAAGACCACGUUUAUGAUGUUUAUCAUCACAGCUGUGUUCAUUCUCAGCUUUAUACCCCAUCUGGCUCUGAUGGCGACAAGAGCCGUGCAGAAACACACGUACGAUCAUCUGGAUGGAGCACCAUUGGCUCUGUAUAACUUAUUCCUCAGGACAUACUUCAUCAAUUCAGUGUCCAAUCCCAUCAUAUAUGGUUUCAUGAGUGACACAUUCCGAUCACAGGCAAAGAUUGUAUUUAAACGGAUGUGUUUUAAGAAGUAAUGCAAGUACGUGCGAAAAUAUUCGUUCGGCCGAACUAUGUUGUUCACAUUCUACAAUAUAAGUUUAUAUUUAGUUGUCUAAUAUAUGUAUGAUAUUUACCCAUAGACUGUCAACAGAUUAACAUAUCGUGACAUCGUGUAACUGGGUAGAAUGACGUACUA